Messenger RNA from Aaosphaeria arxii CBS 175.79, 769 nucleotides. Its product is annotated as short chain dehydrogenase/ reductase. Gene Ontology annotation, molecular function: oxidoreductase activity. The record is from RefSeq and is a predicted model, not a curated record. The transcript is spliced from 2 exons. Bases 1 to 765 code for a protein of 254 amino acids. Lineage: Eukaryota; Fungi; Ascomycota; Dothideomycetes; Pleosporales.
AUGGCGAGCCAGGCAUUCGCGAGCAAAGUGUACGCAAUCACUGGUGGAGCAAGCGGCAUUGGUCUCGCAACCGCCAAAGCCAUCUCCGAACGGGGAGGCACCGUCUGCAUUGCCGACGUCGACGGCACCUCCAUGUCGGCAGUGGAGUCCUACUUCUCUGCGAAGAACGUCCCAUUCACAGUCACCAAGGUGGACGUCUCCAGUCGAGAGCAGGUGGAAACCUGGAUCAGUGGGAUUGUGGAGAAGUUUGGUCGACUGGACGGCGCGGCGAAUGUUGCGGGUGUGAUUGGCAAAGAUCAUGGCGUUAAGCCGGUAUCGGCACUGGACGACGAGGAGUGGAAUAAGAUUCUCGCGGUGAAUUUGACGGGCCUUAUGUAUUGCCUGAGAGCACAACUCAACAAGAUAUUGAAGGGCGGUUCUAUCGUAAAUGUGGCUUCGAUACACGGCACGACGGGUAUGGCAAACCACGGCGCAUAUGCCGCGAGCAAGCAUGGUGUGAUCGGCCUCACACGAGCUGCCGCGAAGGAAAAUGGGGCAGCAGAGAUCCGAAUCAACGCAGUUGCUCCUGGUGCAAUAUACACGCCGAUGAUGCAGAAGUACUGGGACGAGCACGAGCGGCCGGCCGAUGCUCCGUUUGAUGAUCCCAGCGCAUUUCAACGCCAGGGGAAGCCAGAAGAAGUCGCGAAUGUUAUCGUCUUCUUAUUGGGACCGGAAAGUACGUUUGUCAGCGGAAGUGUGUAUGCAGUUGACGGAGCAUGGCUAUAGAAAU